This is a messenger RNA of Parus major (Great Tit), 3383 nucleotides long. It is a transcript of the gene GTF3C2, whose product is annotated as general transcription factor IIIC subunit 2. The coding region runs from base 85 to 2961 and encodes 958 amino acids. The transcript has 18 exons. Gene Ontology annotation, molecular function: protein binding. The record is from RefSeq and is a predicted model, not a curated record. Gene Ontology annotation, biological process: transcription by RNA polymerase III. Lineage: Eukaryota; Metazoa; Chordata; Aves; Passeriformes; Paridae. Gene Ontology annotation, cellular component: transcription factor TFIIIC complex.
UUAACGUCAUCAUUCCCCAUCCCCGGUUCCGGUUCGGUCCUGGUGGCGCGGCCCGCAGCGGGGCGGCGGCUCUGGGAGCCCCCGAUGGCCUCGAGCACCGCCCGCAGGCCGCCGUGCCGGGAGCGGAGUCUCCGGGAGCGGCCGGGACAACGAUCGGGUUCUGCCGGGCGGAACCGGAGCCGUAGUGGGGAGCGGGAGGGUGAACCUCGAGUACUCCGGGAGGAGCUGCCGGCGGGAGAUCGGGACUGUGAGGAUGGAGAAGAAGCUGCCGAAUCCCCGGAAAAACCUGUGCGGCCCCAAGUCAGCCCCGCCGGGGCGGCUCCGGGGCCCGGGGAGAGCUCUGCGAACGGGGCCGUGCCGGCGGCACGGGCGGCCGGGAGGCGCGGCAGGAAGGGCAAGGCCGAGGUGCUGCUGCUGGAGCUGUCCCGGGCCCCGGAGCCCGUUCGGAUGGAAAAGCGGCUCGGGAGCAGCGAGGACGGCCUGGAGACCCCGCGGGGCGGGCGGCCCAAGAGGAAGGCAGCCAAAGUGGAAUGUGUUUGGAUCCAGGAGCCCCUGGCAGGGGGCAGCAGCUGCCUGUGGCAGGAGGAAUUUCCUUGGUUCCUGACAGAGCAGGAGGAGCUUAUUGGUGGUAGCAGGGCAAGCUCCAGGGAGUUCAGGGUGCGGGGAGGCCGUGUGCUCAGGGCCUCCGGUACAGCUGGAGCAGAUUCACUGCCCAGACCACGGGCUGGAAGGGGGGAGGCAGGGCUGGCCCACCCCUGUGUUAUCCUGCUGCUUACCUCCAGGCACUGCCCUGCUGUUCCAGGGCUCUGCUGUACCUGCAGGAGCUGGCGGAGGAGCUGGCGCCCACGUGCCAGCCCCCCGUGCCGGCCGAGGGGGCGCCGGAGCCAGAGCACGUCCCGAGGAAGCGCCGGGGCCGGAGGAGGAAGGAGGAGGACACGGACAGCGAUGACCCCACACAAGAUGCUGACUUCGUGCCCUCACAGGAAGGGCUGCAGGCAGAGGAGGAGGAGGAGGAGGGCAGCGACACGAUGUUCAGUGAGGUGUCGGAGCCAGAGCUGGAGACACCUCGAGGGCACGGCGGGAGGACGGCAGCCACAGGGAUCCAAGCCCCAGUGCCGAGGCCUCGCCCCCAACGGUUUCCACAACUCCAUCAUGGCCCCAGUGGAAAAGAGCUCCAGCCUUACCUGCAGUCUGCGGGAGCAGAAGCACUCACAGUGGGAGUUCCCUGACUGGAUCCCCGUGGCACACAGGUGGACGUGUCUCUCUGACAGCGAGGCUGCCCCGUACCUGCCGGCAGAGGAGAAGUCUCCCCUCUUCUCCAUUCAGCGUGAGGGCAUCAAGGACGAUGGUGCCUUGUACAGGUUAAACAGGUUCAGCUCUCUGCCGCCCCACCCAGAGCGCCUGGAUGUCUCCUUCUUCGUGGGCGGCCCAGUGUGGGCGAUGGAGUGGUGCCCGACCCCGGAGGGCUCUGCAGCCCCGCAGUAUGUGGCCGUGUCCUGCCACAGGAGCAUGGAGGAGACGCACAGCGUGUCUGGGCUUCACUCAGGCCCUGCACUCCUGCAGCUCUGGGGCCUGGGCAUGCUGCAGACGGAGCAGGGCUCUCCCAACAAGGCCAGGCUGGCCUAUGCCAUCGCCGCCGACUACGGCUGUGUGUGGGACAUGAAGUUCUGCCCCAGUGGUGCCUGGGAGCCACCCACUGCAGCCAGGACGCACCCACAGAUGAGCCGGCUGGGCCUGCUGGCAGCUGCCUUCUCAGAUGGCAGGGUGGUGGUAUAUGCCCUGCCACACCCUGGGGCCCUGCACCACGCCAAGACAACCCAGGUAAAAGAUGGGUCCCUCCACAAGCACCUUAUCUGCAAGGUGCAGUGCAUCGCCACGCUUCAGGUGGGCUCCAUCGAGGCAGGUAAUGCAACUGAGUGUGGACAGUGCUUCAGUCUCUCCUGGAUGCCUUCCAAGCCCCACCAUCACCUUGCAGCAGGCUUUUAUGACGGCACCGUGGCGGUGUGGAACCUGCUCACCAAAUCCCUGCUGCAGUGCGUGCACCAGCCUGAUGCCUCCCUCAAGCUCUACCCUUUCCGGUGCUUUCUAGCCCAUGACCACGCAGUCCGGAGCAUCGAGUGGUGCAAGGCUGACAGCAACUUCCUGGUCACAGUAGGCAGCGAUCGCAAGAUCAAGUUCUGGGACCUGCGUCGGCUGUAUGAGCCCAUCAACAGCAUCAAGCGGUUCCUGAGCACUGAGGUGGCCUGGCUGCUGCCCUACAACGGCAUCACUGUGGCCCAGGACAACUGCUAUGCCUCGUAUGGGGUCUGUGGGAUCCACUACAUCGACGCCGGGUACCUGGGCUUCAAGGCCUAUUUUGUGGCCCCUCGCAAGGGCACUGUGUGGAGCAUCUCUGGCUCGGACUGGCUGAACACAGUAGCUGCAGGUGACAUCACCGGUGAGCUGGUGGCAGCGGUGCUGCCUGACCUGGCUGUCAACCCCCUCAACGUCAAGCGCUCCUCAGACCGCAGAUUUCCGGUGUACAAAGCUGACCUGCUGCCGUGCAGCCCUGAUGGGCCUGAGUGUGCCGAGCAGGCACUGCCCAGGACCCAUCGCUACAGUGAGAUGGUGGCCAGGAGCUACAUCCGAUUCCAGGACACAGACCUGCGCAGCUUCCAGAACUUCCCAAGCCGGGAGCCCAUGCGCCGGAUGCACAAGCAGGAGCUGAAGGCAGAACUGAGCCUUGACCGCCUGCAGCUGGAGGCCCUCCACAAGGUGCGCUUCAGCCCCAACCUGGACUCGCAGGGAUGGCUGGUGUCGGGUGGGCAGGCGGGCAUUGUGCGGGCACACUGCCUGGUCGGGCUGGCCUCUGGCGUGGGCCACCAGCUGCUCCCAGAGUGCCAGGCCCGCUUCAGCGUCCUCUAUGGGGACACAGCCAGCAGCCCUGGCCCCCCUGAGCACUCCCUGCUGCCAGCAGAGUAGGGCUGUCAGUCCCUCAUGCUGCUGCCAUGUGCUCACCCUGGGCAGGGGCUGGGGCCAGCUGUGCUGGCGUGGGGCUGUUGGCCCCUCAGUGCUGCUUUCCCUAUGGGUGUCUGCUGCAGGAGGGACAGCUGCUCCCAGACAUUCUCUGGGAUGCUCUGAAUGCUUGUCCUCAUGCUCUGGGCCUGGAAGGGUCUGUCUACACUGUUUGGUCUGAGCUGGGCAGGGGUUGUGGGACCUGCACAUGUCCCAGGGCUGAGCUGUGGGUCUGACCCUGCGGACCCUUCACCAGCGUGGAGCUGUGCUUGUGCUCGCCUCCAUCCCUGCUGUGUGCCAGAGGGCAGGGAAGGGGCUGGGAGCUGUGGAGUCGCUCACAUUGAGCUUGUGUUCAGCUGUGCAGAAUAAACGUGGUGGUUUUGUAUGGA